AUGAAGCAUAUCGAUAAAACUGAUGAAGUUGUGAAACAACAAACAGAUCAAGCAUCAACGUAUAUUGAUGAUAGUGUAUCCUCGAUAAUCAAAGAAAAGCUUAAUAGUGAAGUAGUUGAAGAAGCUGGCUAUAGCAUCUCAGUAAAAGUCGGUGUGCCAGAAGUUCCAGCAUUGCCAAAAUCUGAAACAGAAGAUAAACCU
This is a messenger RNA of Dentiscutata erythropus, 201 nucleotides long. Lineage: Eukaryota; Fungi; Glomeromycota; Glomeromycetes; Diversisporales; Gigasporaceae. The record is from the annotation of a GenBank genome assembly.